AUGGAAGGCCACGUGGAAAACCCUAAGCCCCUUUCUCUUGCUACUGCUGCUAUCGCCGUCGCCGCCACCACCCUGCCGGCGGUGGGCUGUGCGGCGGAGCUGGGGCGCCCCCGUGGGUACCGCUGCCUCCCGCGGGCAGGCGCCCUAGUGGGCGUCGACCCCUCCGUGGGUGGUUUUGCCCGCGAGGCAGUGCCCGCAAGCGGUGCUGCCUGGCCGGGCGGCCGCCCCUACGAGGUUUUUGCCCGCGGGAGUAGCGGCCACAGGGGGAGCAGCGGCCGCAGGCGCCGCUGCCCUGCGGUGCCUCUGCUCGUGGGUCCAACACCCGCAGGCGGCUGGGUUUUGCUCGCGGGAGCAGCGGCCACAAGUGCCGCUGCCCUGUGGUGUGUCACCCCGCAGGAGCAACGGCCGCAGGCGCCGCUGCCCUGCGGCGCCUCUGCCCACGGGUCCAACACCCGCAAGCACCGCUGUUGCGUGCGGGCACAGUGCCCGCGCGCAGGGGCCUGGCCGCACGCGUCCUGUCUUGCGGCUGCCGCUGCAAGCGGCCUACUUGCACACAGAUGUGCUACCAUCUGCGACGGCAGCGAGGGUAGCAACAGUUGCUGCCCUUUCUCGCUUUUGCGUCAACGAUUUUGA
Musa acuminata AAA Group (dessert banana) is the source of this 633-nucleotide messenger RNA. RefSeq lists its product as uncharacterized. The transcript is spliced from 2 exons. Bases 1 to 633 code for a protein of 210 amino acids. The record is from RefSeq and is a predicted model, not a curated record. Lineage: Eukaryota; Viridiplantae; Streptophyta; Magnoliopsida; Zingiberales; Musaceae.